Messenger RNA from Penicilliopsis zonata CBS 506.65, 1512 nucleotides. RefSeq lists its product as hypothetical. The record is from RefSeq and is a predicted model, not a curated record. The coding region runs from base 1 to 1512 and encodes 503 amino acids. Gene Ontology annotation, biological process: cell wall mannoprotein biosynthetic process; protein N-linked glycosylation. Gene Ontology annotation, molecular function: alpha-1,2-mannosyltransferase activity. Gene Ontology annotation, cellular component: Golgi apparatus; membrane. NCBI's taxonomy places the organism in Eukaryota, Fungi, Ascomycota, Eurotiomycetes, Eurotiales, Aspergillaceae. The transcript is spliced from 5 exons.
AUGAGCUUCAUUCAACGAGUGACGAAGCGGCUGCCUUCGGCGCCAAGUCUACCCCUAGACGACACACCGCGUGAAAAGGGCCGCAUACCGAGCAGAUUUGCCUUCUUCAGGCGAAGAAUACGGUUGAAAGGGAAUUCCUCCAUCUCGAUACCCUUGGGAUUUGUGCUAUUAUUCCCAUGUUUGGUGAUCAUCCUUAUUUUAUUACUUUUUAUCCGUCAUCCCUCCUCUUCGGGAGGUAUCCUGAUCCCUGCAGGCACGCCUCCUUCUAUAAGAAAAAUCAGUGAAAAGUAUGACAGGGUCUUUGCCACAGGUUGUCGCUCAAUUGAUACCAGCACACCACGAGCAAAUGCUGCAUUUGUUGUUCUUGCUCGAAACAAGGAAAUCGACGGUGUCGUCCAGUCCCUGAAAUCAAUCGAGCGGCACUUCAACCGGUGGUGGCACUACCCUUACGUCUUCCUAAACGAUGGCGACUUCGACCAGCAGUUCAUAGACACCGUCAAGAACUACACCAGUGGGCCUGUUGAAUUCGGUAAAAUUGACGAUUCCAUGUGGGGUUAUCCUGACUGGGUGGACCAUGAAGUUGCAAAGGAAGGAGUCCGGAAGCAGGGAGAUGCCGCUAUUAUGUACGGUGGAAUGGAGAGCUAUCACCACAUGUGCCGUUUCUAUUCCGGUCAUUUCUAUAACCACCCUCUCCUUCUUAAGUACGAAUGGUACUGGCGCCUGGAGCCCGAGAUCAAGUACUUCUGCGACAUUACAUAUGACCCCUUCCUCGAAAUGAUCAAAGCCAACAAGACAUAUGGUUUCACUAUCGCUGUGAAAGAGCUCCGCGAAACGGUUCCGAAUAUCUUCCGAUACGCUUCCGCCUAUAAGCGCAAGAACAACAUCGAAUCCCAGGGUCUCUGGGAAAUGUUUUUGGAAAAGCGCGAAGAAGAGGAUGAGACUAAGAAGGAAGAGAAGAAGGAAGAGCCGCUCCCCGAAGAGAUCCUCAUGUCCGAGCCCGGCCAGAAUUCCAUUCCAGAUGUUGAUCCCGAGGCCAUGGAAGGUGAAUCCUAUAACAUGUGUCAUUUCUGGAGUAAUUUCGAGAUUGCUCGCCUCGACUUCUUCCGAAGCAAGGCGUAUCAAGACUUCUUCGAAAUGAUGGACCGAAGCGGCGGCUUUUGGAUGGAGAGAUGGGGUGAUGCGCCUAUUCAUUCCCUCGCGGCUGGUAUCCUUCUCGGUCCUGGCGAUAUCCACUAUUUCCGUGAUUUCGGUUACCGGCACACCACCAUCCAACACUGUCCCGCCAAUGCCCCCGCACGCCAAUUACCUCGAGUCCCAUGGCUAGAAAAGACGACAGAUGAUGAGAAGAAACGGGUUGAAGAAGAUGAAUACUGGGCCAAUCCCGACCCCGUCAAAGAGAAUGGUGUCGGCUGCCGCUGCCGCUGUGACACGGAUAUUGUUGAUGUGGAAGGCAAGCAGGGCAGUUGCCUGGUCGAAUGGGUCGAUGUUGCGGGAGGAUGGGCGUCCCCUUGA